Molecule: messenger RNA, 2598 nt
Organism: Mandrillus leucophaeus (drill)
Lineage: Eukaryota; Metazoa; Chordata; Mammalia; Primates; Cercopithecidae
Gene: PKP3
Product: plakophilin 3
Exons: 13
Coding region: 9-2258 (749 amino acids)
Biological process (GO): cell-cell adhesion; cell-cell junction assembly
Cellular component (GO): cytoplasm; nucleus; adherens junction
Molecular function (GO): cadherin binding
Source: RefSeq, a predicted model, not a curated record
GGCCAGGGAUGGAGCCCAGGACACCUCAGCUGUCAGCAGUGGCCUCUGGGAUGAGCUGGGAGGCUGGCGGGAUCCGGACCACGGGCAGGCCUGAGGCCGGUGUGUGCUCCCUGGCGCUGCCCUCUGACCUGCAGCUGGACCGCCGGGGUGCCGAGGGGCCGGAGGCCGAGCGGCUGCGGGCAGCCCGAGUCCAGGAGCAGGUCCGCGCCCGCCUCUUGCAGCUGGGACAGCAGCCACGGCACAACGGGGCCGCUGAGCCCGAGCCUGAGGCGGAGACUGCCAGAGGCACAUCCAGGGGGCAGUACCACACCCUGCAGUCUGGCUUCAGCUCUCGCUCUCAGGGCCUGAGUGGGGACAAGACCUCGGGCUUCCGGCCCAUCGCCAAGCCAGCCUACAGCCCAGCCUCCUGGUCCUCCCGCUCCGCCGUAGACCUGAGCUGCAGUCGGAGGCUGAGUUCUGCCCACAACGGGGGCAGCGCCUUUGGGGCCGCUGGGUACGGGGGUGCUCAGCCCACCCCUCUCAUGCCCGCCAGGCCUGUGUCCUUCCACGAGCGCAGUGGAGUUGGCAGCCGGGCCGACUAUGACACACUGUCCCUGCGCUCGCUGCGGCUGGGGUCUGGGGGCCUGGACGACCGCUACAGCGUGGUGUCUGAGCAGCUGGAGCCUGCAGCCACCUCCACCUACAGGGGCUUUGCCUACGAGCGCCAGGCCAGCUCCAGCUCGAGCCGGGCAGGGGGGCUGGACUGGCCCGAGGCCACCGAGGUUUCCCCGAGCCGGACCAUCCGUGCCCCUGCCAUGCGGACCCUGCAGCGAUUCCAGAGCAGCCACCGGAGCCGCGGGGUAGGUGGGGCAGCGCCGGGGGCCAUCCUGGAGCCUGUGGCCCGAGUGCCAUCUGUGCGCAGCCUCAGCCUGGCUGACUCGGGCCACCUGCCGGACGUGCGUGGGUUCAAUAGCUACUGUGGCCACCGAACCCUGCAGAGACUCAGCAGCGGUUUUGAUGACAUUGACCUGCCCUCAGCAGUCAAGUACCUCAUGGCUUCAGACCCCAACCUGCAGGUGCUGGGAGCGGCCUACAUCCAGCACAAGUGCUACAGUGAUGCAGCGGCCAAGAAGCAGGCCCGCAGCCUUCAGGCCGUGCCUAGGCUGGUGAAGCUCUUCAACCACGCCAACCAGGAAGUGCAGCGCCACGCCACAGGUGCCAUGCGCAACCUCAUCUACGACAAUGCCGACAACAAGCUGGCCCUGGUGGAGGAGAACGGCAUCUUUGAGCUGCUGCGGACACUUCGGGAGCAGGACGAUGAGCUUCGAAAAAACGUCACAGGGAUCCUGUGGAACCUCUCAUCCAGUGACCACCUGAAGGACCGCCUGGCCAGAGACACGCUGGAGCAGCUCACUGACCUGGUGUUGAGCCCCCUGUCGGGGGCUGGGGGUCCCCCCCUCAUCCAGCAGAACGCCUCGGAGGCGGAGAUUUUCUACAAUGCCACCGGCUUCCUCAGGAACCUCAGCUCAGCCUCUCAGGCCACUCGCCAGAAGAUGCGGGAGUGCCACGGGCUGGUGGACGCCCUGGUCACCUACAUCAACCACGCUCUGGACGUGGGCAAAUGCGAGGACAAGGUGAGGGGCGCGGUGCGGGCAGAGGUGUCCAAGGACCCCAAGGGCCUCGAGUGGCUGUGGAGCCCCCAGAUCGUGGGGCUGUACAACCGGCUGCUGCAGCGCUGCGAGCUCAACCGGCACACGACAGAGGCCGCCGCCGGGGCGCUGCAGAACAUCACGGCAGGCGACCGCAGGUGGGCGGGGGUGCUGAGCCGCCUGGCCCUGGAGCAGGAGCGUAUCCUGAACCCCCUGCUAGACCGCGUCCGGACCGCAGACCACCACCAGCUGCGCUCACUGACCGGCCUCAUCCGAAACCUGUCUCGGAAUGCUAGGAACAAGGAUGAGAUGUCCACGAAGGUGGUGAGCCACCUGAUCGAGAAGCUGCCGGGCAGUGUGGGUGAGAAAUCGCCCCCAGCCGAGGUGCUGGUCAACAUCAUAGCUGUGCUCAACAACCUGGUGGUGGCCAGCCCCAUUGCCGCCCGAGACCUGCUGUACUUUGACGGGCUCCGAAAGCUCAUCUUCAUCAAGAAGAAGCGGGACAGCCCCGACAGUGAGAAGUCCUCCCGGGCAGCGUCCAGCCUCCUGGCCAACCUGUGGCAGUACAACAAGCUCCACCGUGACUUCCGGGCGAAGGGCUAUCGGAAGGAGGACUUCCUGGGCCCAUAGGUGAAGCCUCCUGGAGGAGGAGAAGGUGACGUGGCCCAGCGUCCGAGGGACAGACUCAGCUCCGGGCUGCUGGGCGGCCCAGCCUGGAGGAGAAGGCUGAUGACCGAGGGGCCCCUCGCUAGGACCCCUGUGUGCACCUUUGAGAGUCCUGGGCCACCAGGAGGGGCAGGGGCUUAUAGCUGGGGACUUGGCUUCUGCAGGGCAGGGGUGGGGCAGGGCUCGAGGCUGCUCUGGGGUAUGGGGUGGUGAUCCAGUCACAUUGGCAGAGGUGGGGCUGGCCGUAGCCUGGCAGUAUCUUGGGAUAGCCAGCACUGGGAAUAAAGAUGGCCAUGAACAGUCA